AUGGCGUCAAAAAAGCUUACCAGCACUUCUCGAAAGGAAAAUCCUACUAAGGCUACCGUCAUAAAAAAAGAACCAGCUAAGCCCGCCAAACGGGCGACUGUCGCAAAGAAAAACACUAGCGAACCAGAUCCCAAGCCGACUAAGCGAAAGCGCGUCGCAGAGGAAGAUGAAGACGAUGUUGCGCGCCGCAGAAAAACUAUAAAGAAUGAAGCUCCCAAAGAACGAAAACAUGUCAAGCCUGUGGCCAAGAAGCCCGUCAAGAAGGAGAAGCCCAUCAUUGAAGAGCCGGCCGCUCUCAACAAAGCACCUACUGAGCUUAUUGCUGUCUUUUCGUUCGGCAGCGGCGAAUGUGGCGAGCUUGGUCUCGGUCCCAAGCGCACAGCUGCACUCGUUCCCAAGUUCAACCCAGCCCUGGACCCCAAUGAGGCUUCCAAAUAUCACAUUGUUCAGCUUGCUUGCGGCGGCAUGCACACCAUUGCUCUCACCGCUGAUAACAAGAUCCUGACUUGGGGCGUCAACGAUGAGGGGGCUCUGGGAAGAGACACUGCUUGGGAGGGUGGCCUCAAGGACAUGGACGCCGAAUCCGACAGCGGCGACGAAGACGGCGAAUUGAAUCCACACGAGUGUACCCCAACCGAGGUUCCUUCCAAGAAUUUCCCUAAGGGCACAGUCUUCACCCAGGUUGCCGCCGGUGAUAGCUGCAGCUUCGUGCUGACCCAGACUGGAAGCGUCUACGGAUGGGGAUCAUUCCGAGAUAACAAAGGAGACAGACGAUUCACAAAGACCCAGAACGACAAGGUUGUCGAGAUUCAGAACGACCCCAUUCUGAUUCCAGAGCUUGAAAAUGUCAUACAAAUUACUUGCGGUGCCAAUCAUGCGCUGGCCCUCGACAAGUCGGGCCAGGUUUGGGGAUGGGGAUCAUACGAGCAGAACCAGCUUGGCCGACAGCCGUUUGGUCGAUACCAGCAGGAGACUCUGCUGCCUCGCCAGGUUCGAGUGUGCACCCGCCCCAUUAAGUACAUUGCCUCUGGCGAGUACCACUCCUUUGCUGUCGAUCGCAAGGACAACGUUUGGGCAUGGGGUCUGAACAGUUUCGGCGAGGCCGGGUACGCCAAGGAAGCUGGUGGCGACGAAGCCAUCCUGCCGUACCCCAUGAAGAUUCGCGACCUCUGCGGCAAGGGCGUUGUAUCCAUGGCCGGCGGCACCCACCACUCUGGAGCUGUCACCGAGGACGGCAAGGUCUACAUGUGGGGGCGUCUUGAUGGCGGCCAGCUGGGCAUUGACUUCUCACAAAGCCAGCUCGACGACGAGCACCUCGUCCGCCGCGACGAGUACAACAAGCCCCGCAUUUGCCUGCGGCCUACUGUUGUCCCCGAGUUGGGCAAUGUCGUCGACGUCGCCUGCGGGACCGACCACACCAUUUUCAUCAACAACGAGGGCGUAGGCUAUGCCACCGGGUUUGGAUCCGUCGGCCAGCUCGGCCUAGGCAACGAGGAUGACUCAAAUACCGCCCAGCGCAUUCGGGGCAAGGACAUCAAGGGCAGAAAGCUCGUGGGUGCUGCUGCGGGCGGCCAGUUCUCCGUGGUCACCAGCACGUCUGCCGUGCCCAAGACGGAGUGA
This is a messenger RNA of Metarhizium brunneum ARSEF 3297, 1620 nucleotides long. The record is from RefSeq and is a predicted model, not a curated record. Lineage: Eukaryota; Fungi; Ascomycota; Sordariomycetes; Hypocreales; Clavicipitaceae.